AUGUGCAGUGAGUGGAGACUCUUCGGCGCGUCGACUUUCAUCGCCCUGCUGCUCGCUACGAUGAGCACCCUACUGCUGAACAUGGAAAAUGGAGCAAAAAGGAAUGGCUUUCCCGAGUCGUCAUUUCCUAUCUGUACGAGAAUACUUUCCGAGGGGAGGCCCGAAUCGUAUAAUAAACCUACUAGAAGAACUAACCUAAACGAAAUUAAAAAAAGGGAAAACUCUUCUCCUGUUAGCACUGAACUCCCAGAUUUCAUCAACGAGACAGAUAUUGACAAAAGCUUAACUAAAGAAGAACUAGCUGAGGAGAUAAUUUCUUUUGGAGUUUUCCUAACUGAUACACAAGCUUACACAGCUCACUCCCAUCUUAUUAUCAUUUUAAAAAAAUCGUAUUAUCAUAUGAUGGAAAAAUUAUGGAAAAGCUUUAAGACAUCAGCUUCGGAGCAUGACUUGCCGGAUGAAGUGCAAAAAAAAUUGUGGACAGAAUGCGCCAUUUCACUCAAGAAAGAGUUAUAUCAACUAGAAGAAAAUAGCAAAGAAGAUAUUUCCUCCUUUUUGAAAAAGCCAAUAAUUUUUUUUAUACAAUUUGAGAACUUUUUAGGGGAAUGUAUUCAAAUGUGGCAUGACAGCAUCGAUCAAAAUAGGAAGAAAUGGGAACGCGUGUUGUCCCAAAGGGUUAAAAGUUAUUCUUGUUCGGGGUGA
This is a messenger RNA of Plasmodium cynomolgi strain B, 702 nucleotides long. RefSeq names its product RAD protein. The transcript is spliced from 2 exons. Lineage: Eukaryota; Apicomplexa; Aconoidasida; Haemosporida; Plasmodiidae. The record is from RefSeq and is a predicted model, not a curated record. The coding region runs from base 1 to 702 and encodes 233 amino acids.